Molecule: messenger RNA, 2032 nt
Organism: Silurus meridionalis
Lineage: Eukaryota; Metazoa; Chordata; Actinopteri; Siluriformes; Siluridae
Product: tripartite motif-containing protein 16-like
Exons: 6
Coding region: 72-1781 (569 amino acids)
Molecular function (GO): zinc ion binding; protein binding
Source: RefSeq, a predicted model, not a curated record
AAGUAGAUUUCAGUGAAAACGAAACUCAGAGCCGCACUCCUCGCUCUCUGUCAGUGUGUGAAAGCAAGAAAAUGGCUGAAUCCAGUAUUUCAGUAGAUCAUUUUUUAGUGGAUCAGUUGAGCUGUCCAGUGUGUCUGGAUCUCCUGAAGGAUCCAGUGACUAUCCCGUGUGGUCACAGUUUCUGUAAGGUGUGUAUUAAUGACUGCUGGGAUCAGGAGGAUCAGAAAAUGGUCUACAGCUGCCCUCAGUGCAGACGCACGUUCACUCCAAGGCCUGUUCUACACAGAAACAACAUGCUGGCUGAAGUGGUGGAGAAACUGAAGAAGACUGAAGUCCGAGCUGCUUCUCCUGCUCACUGUUACGCUGGACCUGGAGAUGUGGAAUGUGAUUUCUGUAGCGGGAGGAAACACAAAGCCGUCAAGUCGUGUCUGAUGUGUCUGGCCUCCUUUUGUGAAACUCAUCUGAAACCUCAUUAUGAAGUUGCUGGUCUGAAGAAACACUCAUUAAUCGAAGCGUCUGGAAAUCUACAAGAGAAGAUCUGCUCUGAGCAUGAUAAAGUCCUGGAGAUCUACUGUCGUACCGACCAAAGCUUCAUCUGUUAUCUGUGUGUGACGGAUGAACACAGAAGCCACGACACCGUCUCAGUUAAAGCCUACAGAACUGAACAACAGACUGAGCUGAAGGAGGAGCAGAUGAAAUUCCAGCAGAGAAUCCAGGAGAAGCAGAAGAAGGUGCAGGAGCUGAAACAGGCUGUGAACAUUAUAAAGCUCAGUGCACAGACAGCAGUAGAUGACAGUGAGAAGAUCUUUACUGAGAUGAUCAGCUCCAUGGAAAAAAUGCGCUCGGAGGUGACGGAGCUGAUCAGAGAUCAGGAGAAGGCUGAACUGAGUGGAGCUGAACGACUCCUGGAGCAACUGGAGCAGGAGAUUUCUGAUCUUCAGAGGAGAAUCACUGAGCUGGAGCAGCUUUCACACACACACGAUCACAUCCAUUUCCUCCAGAGUUUCCAGUCUCUCAGUGUAUCUUCUGGAUGUGAGGACUCACCCAGCAUCACUGUCCAUCAACAUCUCUCAUUUGAUAGAGUGAAAUCAGUCUCUGAUCUGAAAAGAGAUUUGAGGAACUCUACACAAACUCAGACACUUUCAAUUGUGUUUUUCUCCACAGCUGCAGCAGUUCAGAUGAUUUUACCCUCAGAACCAAUGAGCAGAGAAGAAUUUCUGAACUAUUUCUGUGAUCUGACUCUGGAUCCCCACACAGUACAUCAUUACCUCAUUCUGUCUGAGAAGAACAAAGUGGUGACACGCAGUUGGACAAAGCAGUCGUACUCUGAUCAUCCAGAGAGAUUUGACUCCUACUGUCAGGUGUUGAGUAAAGAGAGUGUGUGUGGACGCUGUUACUGGGAGGUGGAGUGGAGCAGUGAGAGUAAUGUGUACAUAUCAGUCUCAUAUAAAGAUAUCAGAAGGAAAGGACGGGGUGAUGAUCGCUGGUUUGGAGGAAACAAACAGUCCUGGAGUCUGCGUUGUUCUUCUUCUCUCUGUUUCUGUCACAACAACGUUAAAACUGAUCUCAAAGUUCCAUCAUCCUCCAGAAUAGGAGUGUAUGUUGAUCACAGUGCAGGAACUCUGUCCUUCUACAGCGUCUCUGAUACGAUGAAGCUCCUCCACAAAGUCCAAACCACAUUCACUCAACCUCUAUACGCUGGAUUCUGGAUACGUUUUAACGGAGAUACUGUGAGAUUAUGUGAUCCGAAUGAAAAGAUUAAUAAUCUGAGUUUCAGUUAAAACGAGCAACUUUACUUUUUUUUAAACUUAAUUCACAUUUUGAUUUAAAUUUUUUAGAAAUCCUGUUCCUUUGUGUCUGGCAAAGUGCACAUCACCCUCAUCCAGUUUCAAGCUUCAGACCCUGAUUAAUAAACAAAUCACCAAUCUUACAUAUGAUUUACUCAGUGGUGGGCCGUCAUGGACAGCAAGGUUUUCUCUGCUGCCAUAAACUCUCACAGAAUCACAGAAUAUCUAUUAAAUUAAUCCAAAUA